AUGGACCCAGGAGUCCGCUCCAUAAGCGGCCACCUGAACCUACCUCUCUUACAAGAGCUCAUACAGCUGACACAAUACUCGGAUACCCAGCUGGCUAAGGACAUACAACAGGGUCUGCCUGUGAUCGGCAAGAUGCCGGAGAUAAAGGGGGUCUUCGCCCCGCUCAAGUCAAAUCCUGACCCGAAGGAAUCCAAUAAGAAGAAGACGAAGAAGAAGAAGAAGUUGACAGCGUCUCAGCUCUUGGACGAAGCCUCGUCAUCCAUGAGAAAAACCUUGAACGAGAUCCGUCUAGGAGAAUUCGACGAGGAGAUUUGGACAGCCACCCUAGCUGAGGUAGAGUCGGGACUCAUGGAGGGUCCAUACAGCCACGAGGAGGCAUUCCAGAGGUUCGGUCGCCACGUCAUCUCUAAGCGCUUUCCGGUCAGACAACCGGAUAAGACGAGAUUAUGCGACGACUAUCGCCGGAGUCAGGUUAAUGCAGCCACCGAGUAUACCCAGCGUAUCACUCUCCCGACUCAUCAUACGUUGGAGGUGGCAUGGAGGAAAAUGUCUAAGGCACGACCUGGCGAGCCUAUGACGAUUUACAAGUCGGAUCAUGCGGCAGCUUACCGACAAGUACCCACUGACCCUAAUGAAGCCCCCUUCCAGCUCAUCUGCGUAAAAGGACCCGAUGGCGAACCGGCUAUAUUCCGACAUCUGGCCCUCUCGUUCGGAGCCAGCUCGAGUGUCGUGAACUAUUGCAGACUCUCUCAAUGCCUGAUCCAUCUACAUAGGGUGAUGUUUGGAGCGGUGAGCAUGUCGUUCAUAGACGACUACUGGGGAAUAGAGCCAGCCACCUCGGCUGCCACAGCAUACGAAUGCUGGACCGUGCUCAAUGAGCUCCUAGGAUUCAAAGAGAAGGAAUCCAAGAAGGCACCUCCCUCCUCGGAUGUUCGUCUACUGGGGCUAGACGUCCAGCUCUCUGCCAACACUCUGACCUUGUCUCUCACUGACGAGAAGCGCAAGCAGCUGUGCAAUUCCCUCUCCGAG
Messenger RNA from Perkinsus marinus ATCC 50983, 1029 nucleotides. RefSeq lists its product as hypothetical. The transcript has a single exon. NCBI's taxonomy places the organism in Eukaryota, Perkinsozoa, Perkinsida, Perkinsidae. The record is from RefSeq and is a predicted model, not a curated record. The annotation marks the transcript as partial.